AUGGUUUUUGUUGUGAUCCGACUAGUUGGUGAAGCAGAAGAUCGCUUGUUCGAGAAUAUUAUUUUGGAACCGCAGAUUUCUCGUGUUGACCUGGUGAAGGAGAUUGAGAGUGUGACGAAUAUUCCACCCAAAUUUCAACAAGUCCAAUACCGUGGCGAUAAGCUACCCGACUCUCUUCAUCCUCUCGAAUCGAUCAAUGAUUUUGAAGAACUUGUUGUGAAACAUGCAGAUCUUCCAUGGUGGAUUGAGUACAAAGAAUGUGUUGAGAAGGUGGAAAGGGACGAAGCACGCCGCAAUUGU
This is a messenger RNA of Mesorhabditis belari, 300 nucleotides long. The record is from the annotation of a GenBank genome assembly. Lineage: Eukaryota; Metazoa; Nematoda; Chromadorea; Rhabditida; Rhabditidae.